Vollenhovia emeryi is the source of this 2107-nucleotide messenger RNA. RefSeq names its product transmembrane protein 161B (gene emei). Bases 307 to 1779 code for a protein of 490 amino acids. The record is from RefSeq and is a predicted model, not a curated record. NCBI's taxonomy places the organism in Eukaryota, Metazoa, Arthropoda, Insecta, Hymenoptera, Formicidae. The transcript has 11 exons.
ACUGCUCUCCUCUUCCUCGCCGUGGCGGCUGCGGCGACGACGAUACCUGGAAAUAACCUCGCGUCGCCCCAUGCGAGGCAGCUCCGUGUGUUCCGGUGUGCUAUGCGAUCGCCAGGUUACAACUAUUUAUAAAACCAGCUCGCGACCGGCGUAUGCCCCUUAAGAUGAUAGAGCGAACUUCCCCGCGGCCACUUGGACCCGCACCGUUCCGUCUUUCUGGGAUUAAUUGAGAGGAGCCACGGGAAUCGCCUCUGAUGGAGCGGUCCCGUUUGUGAGACUUCCAGCUGCCGACCCGUCACGCUAAACAUGGCCGUCCUAGGACCACAACUUGUCAUCACCCUCGUGGUGGUCAGCGUCAUACAAAAGCUGAGUCCGCAUUUCUCCUUCGCGAGAUGGAUCCUGUGUUCCACGGGGUUGACGCGGUAUCUGUAUCCCACAGAUCAGCAGCUUAGAGCAUUAGCCGGCGUACCGAGGGAGAAACCAAAGAGGGGGAGGUACAGCGAGAACGGCAAAGUAGAUGUGUUUCACGUCCCGAGAAAUCUGGAUAUCACGCUUGAAAGUGCGAAAAUAACUACCCUCGACGUGGUGCACUUGAAAUACUACACCGAGUAUCAGUGGCUAUUGGACUUCUCUGUAUACGCCAUCGUUGUUUAUGUAAUGACUGAGGCGUACAAUUAUCUGUAUCCAAUCAAAGACGAGAUUAAUCUCAGUAUAUUGUGGUGCGUGGUGGUUUUGGGCUUUGCAUUUAAAGUACUACUUUCCCUUUGGGUACAGUAUUUCAAAGGCGAAGAAAGCGAUGGUGAAAGAUCUACGUGCAUUGUCACUGGAUUUGCGUAUCUUCUUAUUGCCAUGAUGGUACUCAUAGUUGAUGAAAAUAAAUUGGAAAUUGGGUUGGAGAAGGCGUACACAAGUUUUAAUCACAGUGCUUCCCGGUUUUUAGACACUCAAGGGCUUUCUUCGACGGGACCAGCCUCGAAAAUUGUCUUAAAGUUUUUCCUUGCUAUAUGGUGCGGUUUAUUGGGAUCUUUGUUUACCUUCCCAGGAUUGAGGGUAUCAAAAAUGCACUGGGAUACGUUGAGGUAUUAUAAAGAUCACAAGUUAUUGUUGCUAAUAGCAAAUAUUAGCUAUGCAUCGCCGCUUAUAUUAGUGAGCCUAUGGAUCACGCCCAUAACUAGAGAUUUCUUAAGUGUUGGGACAAGUGGUUCGAUACUGACAGUAGCACGGUUUGAAAGCUUGAGGUUGAUUAUUAUUGUUGUUGCCGGUUUAUUAAAAAUUGUACUCAUGCCAAUAUAUCUGCAAUCUUAUUUAAAUCUCGCUAUUCAGAAAUUAGAGAUUCAGAAGAAAGAAGCUGGCAGGAUAACUAACGUUGAUUUACAAAAAAAGAAAUUUUGUUUGUUACAGAUUGCAGCUGUGUAUUAUUACCUAUGUGUAGUGGCGCUACAAUUUGUUGUUCCCAUCAUUAUAUGUUUAUUUUUUACAUUUUUGUACAAAACACUAGGUGGUUUUACCUGGGAAGGCAUCUUGAAGGGAACUUUGGAGGAAGAGUGCCCAGCGGACGAAUUACCGAGGUCACUGUCAUCUACUGUUAGCACUGAUAAUAUCGACAAGACUGUUAUACAAACUGAAGAAGUUCAACUUGCGUUAGGUUCAUUAAAACAGAUAUUUACUACAGAUGUGUACAGAGGCGUUUUAGGCCUGGCGACAUGGUGGAGUUGCUUCGCGUUAUUUGCAACCAGUGCCAUGGGCAUGGCUUAUCAGUCGUACUUCUCGAACAUGUGAAAUGGUCUAUUUGGAAAAAAAAAUCCAAACGUCACAUCGCACAAGUCUUCAUCAAUUCAUAAGAUCAGCCAUUCAUUAUAAUAGCAUUGUCCAUUGAAAUGCGUAUUUUCAGAUUACCUAUUUUAAUGCCUAUCGCCAAAUAAUUAGGAUAACAGUUAUCCGUAAGAUUUUAUAAUGCGCGUAUGGCAAUAAAUAAUGUCACAAUUGUAAAUAGACACUUUGGGACUUAAAUCAAAACGAAGAUCGUGUUAAAAACAUUAUUGUGGUAUAAUAUACGUAUUUUAACAUGCUAUUCAUAUGAUGUACAAAUAAAACAAUUAAAUUAGUA